AUGAAUUGCCUGUCGCAUGGACAUAUCAACUAUUUCUUAUUUAAUACAAUAAACACGUUUUCAUUUCACGUUCAAAAUGAAUAUAUAUGUGCGGUCCAGACUCUUUAGGUCUAAUUUAAUCAAUAAUUUAAUAUGCUUCUAUUCUACAUCUACACCUGAAGUUAUUGAUCAAAAUGAUCGAGUUUUGAUAGAUGAUAGUGAUGAAACCACAGCAAGAGAAAAUGAGAUUGAAAAGAAACGAAAUAAGUCAGGAUUAUCUGCUGCUCAUCUGAAUAUCAUGAAUGGACGUCGACCUUAUGAAACACCUAAGCAUUUAAGCCAUUUGACGGUCAAGCACAACAGAAAACUUUAUGGAAAAUAUGGCAGUGAAAGUGGAGUUAAUCCGAGUUUAUGCUGGCCUACAAAACUAGAUAUUCAAGAAGCACUAGAAUAUGAAUCGGUAGCCUUUCCUUACACAAUUAGAGAGGUUAUGGAAUCUGCAGCACUAAGGAAACAGGAGGAGAAAUUGAAAAUACAGAAGCGAGAAACAGAUAUUGCAGCAAAAUAUGCUAAGUUGGAACAAUGGAAGAAAGAGCUCAGAGAUAAAUUAGCAAAGAAAGCUGCUGAAGCAGAAUCGGCUAAGAUCAAAAAGGAGAGAUUGGUAGAAGAAGUUAGAAGACAUUUUGGCUUCACAUUAGAUCCUCGUGACGAAAGAUUCCAAGAGAUGCUUGCUAAACGAGAAAAGGAACAGAGGAAACUAGAAAAACAAGCUAAGAGAGAUGCCAAGGAAAAGAUGAUGUUUGCCAAAUUACAACAAAAAAAUGUUGAAAUUAAAGACACUCCCAAAAGAUAAAUAGGUAUCUAUAUUCCAAGGGCUAAUCCAGGGGAACGGGGUCAGAGGGAUGAUUCGAGUAUUGGUGUUUUUUUGUAGUAUAAUGACUGAAUUUAAUAA
Messenger RNA from Diatraea saccharalis (sugarcane borer), 931 nucleotides. NCBI's taxonomy places the organism in Eukaryota, Metazoa, Arthropoda, Insecta, Lepidoptera, Crambidae. The record is from the annotation of a GenBank genome assembly.